Messenger RNA from Dreissena polymorpha, 5840 nucleotides. Its product is annotated as N-acetylglucosamine-6-phosphate deacetylase-like. The transcript is spliced from 10 exons. Gene Ontology annotation, molecular function: N-acetylglucosamine-6-phosphate deacetylase activity. Gene Ontology annotation, biological process: N-acetylglucosamine catabolic process. The record is from RefSeq and is a predicted model, not a curated record. Lineage: Eukaryota; Metazoa; Mollusca; Bivalvia; Myida; Dreissenidae. The coding region runs from base 205 to 1422 and encodes 405 amino acids.
ACUAUCAAUAGUAACAGAAUAUAUGCAUGAGCUAAAAAGAGAAUACUACAAUGUCUUACCCAACACCUGGCGGUGGCAUUGGUGGCAAACCACCAACUCGCUGUUUUAAAGCUUGUUUAUGAAGAAGUGACAUUUUGUUGUUGAAAUUUAAUUACUUGAAUUUACUUCCCCUCGAAGAGUGUACGAAAUUGUUGAACAAUCAAAAUGCCAGGCCGAGAGGGCUUUAUUUACCAGUACAGAAACUGUGUCAUACUAAGAGACCACAAACUGCAGAAAGAAGACCUGUGGGUGAGAGACGGGAAGAUAAUAAAUCCUGAGAAGCUCUUUUAUGUUGAGAAAAAGAAGGCUGACAUUCAGAUCAACUGCCACGGAAGCAUUAUUGCCCCCGGAUACAUUGACAUACAAAUAAAUGGUGGGUUUGGUAGAGAUUUCUCAGAGACAGAUGACAUCGUUGAAGAUGUUAAAUUUGUUGCGAAGAGUCUUCUGGAGUUUGGGGUGACGUCAUUCUGUCCUACCCUGGUGACAAGUUCUAGGGAAAUGUAUAAGAAGAUUGUGCCUUUUGUGAAGAAACAAAAUGGCAGUUCUGAUGGUGCUGGAAUUCUGGGUUUACAUUUAGAAGGUCCAUUCAUAAGCAAGGAAAAGAAGGGGGCUCACAAUGAGGCAAACAUCAAAGACUUCAAGAAUGGUUUCAGAGAUGUAGAGGAAAUGUACUGCCAUAAUUUUGAUAAUGUUGCCAUAGUAACCAUUGCACCGGAGCUAGAACGAUGUUCAGAAGUCAUCAAUGAGCUGUUCAACAGAGGAAUCAAAGUUUCAAUUGGGCACAGUGGGGCGAAUUUGGUUACUGGGGAAACAGCCAUACAACAGGGUGCGAACAUGAUCACCCACCUGUUUAAUGCAAUGCUGCCAUUCCAUCAUCGUGAUCCCUGUCUCAUUGGCCUGCUGACCAGCAACCAGAUACCCACAGAGCGAACCGUGUUCUAUGGACUCAUUGCAGACGGCAUCCACACACACCCCUCUGCUUUGAGAAUAGCAUACAGGGUCCACCCCAAAGGGAUGAUUCUGAUCACGGACGCCAUAUCAGCAAUGGGACUGCCGACAGGAAAGCAUCACCUUGGUAACCAGAGCAUAGAAAUCCAGGGCAAACGGGCAACCAUUGCUGGCACAAAUACCCUAUGUGGAAGCAUUGCCAAGAUGGACUACUGUGUAAGAAAUCUUCUGAAAAAUGCAGACUGUGGCCCAGAGUUUGCCCUGGAGGCAGCCUCUCUGCAUCCCGCCCAGGCCCUGGGUAUCGCAGGCAGCAAGGGCACCCUGGACUACGACACAGAUGCAGACUUCCUCCUCCUGAACCAGGACUUGAACGUCCUGGCCACAUACAUUGCAGGAAACAAAGUGUGGGACAGUGGCAAUGUGCCCGGUCUGUGAGUGGCUGGGAAAUAUGUGUGUGAUGCUCACUAUUUUUGUCAAACAUCACAUGGUCAGGGAUCAUGGUUUUCUUGUCAACUGGAAAUAAAUAAUAUUCUGUCAGAAAAAACAUCAAGUUUUGAUUUAACUUCCAUUAAACAAAUGAAAAACGCAAUAUCUGUAAAAAAAAGAAAGAAAGAUAAUGUACAGAUAUUGCUGUAUUUAAAAAAGGACUUAGUUAUGUUGAAUAAAAUAAUAAAGCUUAUGUGUUUCUCAGUAAAUAUAUAAAUACAUUUGUGAAGUUUUUUAUACUGUUACCGUUAUAUUUUUUUUACAGCUGGCAUGUAUCACUCCUGUGGUGUCAAGAAAUUGUUCGUUUUUAUAGAACUGGCUAUUGUUUAUUGAUAGUGUUAAUGUUGUUUGUUGUUAAAUAUGUGUGUUAACUGAUCAUUCCAGGUAAUAGGGAUGACAUCAUGCUGCGCUCUAUGUUUUAUAGGUUGCCAAUAUUGAACUUCAAAUAACUAAGAUUUUACCAUAUUUUGAAAUCAAGGCACCUGUGUAUUGUCCCCUACUGGUGAAACCUGAGGGGACUUAUCGUUUGCGCUCUUUGUGUCAGUCUGUCUAUCUGUCUGUCAGUCCGUCACAUUUUUCUGGAUCCUGUUCUCCUGAAAAAGUUCUUCAUAUUUUUUUAUGAAACUUGAAAUACGGACAGAUGGCAAUAUGGAGAUAAUGCACGUCAAUUCAUUUUGUUCCUACUUCAAAAAUUGUGGUUGCUAUGGCAGCAAAUGUAAAAAGUAUAUAAUUUUUUACUGACAAUGGUGGAGUUUCAUCGGUAGGGGACCAUAUUGCUUGGCAAUCUCUUGUUUUAUAGCAAUUAAUAUUUAUGUGUUCAAAAGUCAUUUGCAGCGUUGCUGAUUUCAAAAUGGAAAUCAUGCCAUGUGGCAAUAGCGGUUCAGUGACUUUUUAGCUCACCUGUCACGAAGUGACAUGGUGAGCUUAUGUGACCGUGUGAUGUCCAGCGUCAGUUGUGCGUGCGUGUGUGCAUGCAUUUCUCCAUCAACAAUUUGUUUGUGGAGACAGUAGAGGUCACAGUUUCCAUCCAAUCUUAAUGAAAAUUGGUCAGAAUGUUUAUCUUGAUGAAAUCUGGGUUGGGAUUGUAUUUGGGUCAUCUGGGGUCAAAAACUAGGUCACUAGGUCAAAUAAUAGAAAAACCUUGUGUAGACAAUAGAGGUCACAGUUUUCAGCCAAUCUUUUUGAAAUUUGGUCAGAAUGUUUAUCUUGAUGAAGUCUGGCUUGGGAUUGUAUUUGGGUCAUCUUGGGUCAAAAACUAGGUCACUAGGUCAAAUAAUAGAAAAACCUUGUAAAAACCUUGUGUAGACAAUAGAGGUCACAGUUUUCAUCCAAUUGUAAUGAAAUUUGGUCAGAAUGUUUAUCUUGAUGAUCAGUGUUGGGAUUGCAUUUGGGUCAUCUGGGGUCAAAAACUAGGUCACUAGGUCAAAUAAUAGAAAAACCUUGUGUAGACAAUAGAGGUCACAGUUUUCAGCCAAUCUUUUUGAAAUUUGGUCAGAAUGUUUAUCUUGAUGAAAUCUGGAAUGGGAUUGUAUUUGGGUCAUCUGGGGUCAAAAACUAGGUCAUUAGGUCAAAUAAUAGAAAAACCUUGUGUAGACAAUAGAGGUCAUUAUGUACUGUUGUGGUGGGGUCUCCGUUCCCACCAUAUGGUUUCCGGAUGAUAACUCAAGAACACUUAUGCCUAGGAUCAUGAAACUUCAUAGGUACAUUGAUCAUGACUGGCAGAUGACCCCUAUUGAUAUUGAGGUCACUAGGUCAAGGCCACAGUGACUCGUUCUUGGAUGCAGUUUAGGACCACAUUUGCAGAUUAUAUUAUGUACUGUUGUGGUGGGGUCUCCGUCCCCACCAGAUGGUUUCCGGAUGAUAACUCAAGAACGCUUACACCUAGGAUCAUGAAACUUCAUAGGUACAUUGAUCAUGACUGGCAGAUGACCCCUAUUGAUUUUGAGGUCACUAGGUCAACGAUCAAGGUCACAGUGACUCGUUCUUGGAUGCAGUUUAGGACCACAUUUGCAGAUUAUAUUGUGUACUGGUGUCAUGGGGUCUCCGUCCCCACCAGAUGGUUUCCGGAUGAUAACUCAAGAACGCGUACGCCAAGGUGCAUGAAACUUCAUAGGUGCAUCGAUCAUGACUGGCAGAUGACCCCUAUUGAUUUUGAGGUCACUAGGUCAAAGGUCAAGGUCACAGUGACUUGAAAUAGUUCAAUGGUUUUCGGAUGAUAACUCAACAAUACUUAAGCCUAGGAUCAAUGAAACUUCAUAGGUACAUUGAUCAUGACUGGCAGAUGACCCCUAUUGAUUUUCAGGUCACUAGGUCAAAGGUUAAGGUAACAGUGACUCGAAAGAGUAAAAUAGUUUCCAUAUGAUAACUCAUGAAUGCUUACGCCUAGGAUCAUGAAACUUCAUAGGUACAUUGAUCAUGACUGGCAGAUGACCCCUAUUGAUUUUCAGGUCCCUAGGUCAAAGGGUAAGGUCACAGUGACAAAAAACGUAAUCACACAAUGGCUACCACUACAACUGACAGCCCAUAUAGGGGACCUGCAUGUUUUACAAACAGCACUUGUUUAAUAUUGAACACAGCAACUAUAUAUUUGGCAUGCAUGUGUAUCUCGUGGAGCUGCACAUUUUGAGUGGUGAAAGGUCAAGGUCAUCCUUCAAGGUCAAAGGUCAAAAAAAAAAAAAAAAAAAUCAUUUCUCCAUUCAAUCUCUUACUUACUUCUUAUGGAGCUGCACAUUUUGAGUGGUGAAAGGUCAAGGUCAUCCUUCAAGGUCAAAGGUAAAAAAAAUCAAAGCGGCGCAUUAGGGGGUAUUGCGUUUCUGACAAACACAUCUCUUGUUGUAAACAAAGUUUGAUGUUUGGUAAGGGGGGUCAACUCAAAAUAUUUGUCACCAGGUCAACUCUUACAAUAACAAAAACACUCCAUACGCCAGAGUUCUGGUUCAAUAAUGAUGAAACUCGACCAGAAUGUUUGUCUGGACAAUAUCUAGGUCAAGUUUGACGUUAGGUCAAGAUUGAAUGAACCGACUCCUCUCGGGUGAGCGAACUAGGGCCAUCUUGGCCCUCUUGUUUUAAAUAUUGCUGUUCUGUCUGGAAGAGACUGGUUGUCAUGACAUUUUCAAAUCAUGUUCUGUAAAGCAAUUAAGAUUUCUGUUUGAAUGAAUCAGAGUCAGUUGAAAUUGAGUCAGUUUCAAUUAAAUAGCAAGUCUGCACAUUGAAACACCCUUAUACAUCUGAAAAAUUUUCCUAUUAAAUCUUAGUUGAGAUUUUUGUUAACAAUAUAUGUCUGUUUUCAAAUACAAUUCUAGAACACCAGCUCUUCAAAUGUUUUUCCAAGUAAAGUCACCUUUCAUGUAGGACACAAAUCUAUUGUGUUUGUUUUUGUGUUUGCAAAUGAAUUACAUGUAUUCUUUAAUCAAGUAUGAUGGUGUGUAGACAUUUAUAGUUGCUUGAGUAUGAAAAAUAUUUUAAAUGUGUUUGUUUUAAUUCUGCAUAGUCAUAGUGAGUAUUUAAGUCAAAAAGCAGUGGUCAGACUCAGUAGAAUCUGCUUACAAUUUUUCUCUGGUAACUUUGUCAAUCUAUAAACGGUCAUCCAGUACAUAAAGGAUAUUUGUUGGUUUGUUAGAAUAUCAAUUUAAUUCACAAGUGAUCAGGGAUUUAACAUUUUCAUGAUUUGCACAGCCUAUGAGUGAGAAUAUUUAUUUUUGGUGAUCACAAGAUAUUAUUUCACUGGAAUAAUGAUGUCAUUAAGUAAAAAAGCAAUGUCAUUUCACAAUAAAACUAUGAAAAUAAUCAAUUAAAUCACUGAUAAUGCCUUAUACACUACAUAAAGGCAUCAAAUAACAAGUGCACAUACUGUUGUUAGGGGUAAACUGCCUUAUAACUUAAGAAGAAUGCCUACCAAGUUACUUGGUUAAAAGAGUGGCAGUGUACUCUUGAACCCAGAUUGAGAUAAUUAACAAAGCUAGUUGGUCUGAAUUUAAUUAUGUACAUAUUGGAAGUGCAGUGAACACCAUUUUAAGAAACGGAAUAGAUUGAAAGGCUAUGUUGUAUGUUCAUUUAUUACCAUAUGUAACCAUUCCAAUGCAUCAUGUGAUAUUAAGCAGUUCUGUACACAAAGUAGAAGGGUAGAAAUAUCUGGUGAAAGGUUAUAUAAUGUGUGUGUCCUAGUCCUUUAUAUGAAAACUUAGUGAUUUGUUGUUUUGCCAGGGAUCUAUUAACUAACUGUUAUUGAUAUAUCUUUGGUUUUGUUAAUAUGUUAUUAUUGAUUUUCAUUUAUCAUUUAUCGAAGCUAAUAUAAGUAAAACAACAUGUAGAUAUGAUAAAUGUUUAUUAAUGUAUGUCAUGCAAAAUAAAUAUAUAUUUUUACUAUU